This is a messenger RNA of Priceomyces carsonii, 510 nucleotides long. RefSeq lists its product as uncharacterized. The record is from RefSeq and is a predicted model, not a curated record. The transcript has a single exon. The coding region runs from base 1 to 510 and encodes 169 amino acids. NCBI's taxonomy places the organism in Eukaryota, Fungi, Ascomycota, Pichiomycetes, Serinales, Debaryomycetaceae.
AUGCGUAAAGAUAGCAAUAUGGAAGUGUUUACAAUAGAAGACCACUGUAAGGGGGAAGGAUUCCAAGAAAUGACUCCAAAAUCAUAUUCAAGGCCCAGCAUGAACAAUAAUCAUAGAUUCUUUGGCUCUAGUCCAGGCGGGUUUUGGGGAGGUGCUAUACCCACAAGUGAAAUUUCUCUUCCGUCCAAUUUCACGUUGGAUCUGGAAACAGACAUUCCAUACCAGGAGCAAGAGUGUCUGAUAAAAUCAUCCGCAAGCAAACAAGAAAGAGAGCGUCCAGGAACACCUUGGAGGACAGUUGGAGCUAUCAAUUCCCAGACGCAAGCAGCUAGCGAUAUUUCACAUGGAGAGAAUCGUUUCGGUAAUAUGAAAGAAACAUGUCCUGAAUUAAUGCAGGGUAUUAAGAGGACAGUGGGAGGUAUCUCCCCUGCAAGAAGAGAGAGAUCUGCUCCAUCAUCUCCACCAUCGUCCACAAGAUUCAGAUUGCAGAAACGAAGAAGAAUUAAUUGA